Molecule: messenger RNA, 5339 nt
Organism: Amoebophrya sp. A25
Lineage: Eukaryota; Dinophyceae; Syndiniales; Amoebophryaceae
Source: the annotation of a GenBank genome assembly
GGCUACCACUACAAUUCCUCCUUUUUUGCACAACUAUCAUUGUCAUAGAACGAUACCUUUUCGGUAACGUUCACCCAAAAUCUCCUACAAAAAGAUUUGGUUUAUUUCAAUAGACUGAUUCUUACCCCCAUUUGUUUUGGAAAAUUAUUUCUAUUCGCGAACAUUGACGGAAUAGACCCCAGCACAAGAAACUUUGACAAUUUAGAGAAUUGUUAUUGUUUGUUGCAACAAGCAGCGAGACGAGAGGUGUGUACUAGAAACUGCUAGUACUUGUACAUCACGAGGAGUGGAGAAAUUUGUAUUGAAAACAGCACCACCAAUACUAUUGUAACCACUAGAGACAAAAAAAUGGGAGGUUUUCGCUUUUUAUCGUUGAUAAAGCCCAUGAUGGGCAUGCUGCCUGAAGUGGCGCAACCGGAUAGACGAAUUCCGUUCAAAGAAAAAAUCUUGUGGACCAGCAUAUCACUCUUCAUUUUCUUGGUCUGCUCUCAGAUCCCGAUCUACGGUAUCAUGGGGUCCAAGUCCAGCGAUCCUCUCUACUGGAUGCGGGUAAAAAUAAAGGCUACUACUUACAACUUCUACGAGUCAUGAUCUAGUUGCUACUAUGAGAAGCAAACUUAUGAAAGAAAGACCAUCGAGAGAUGAUUGGUACAUUCCCCUUCCCCCUGUCUGGCCGGCCGUAUACUGGUGCGAUUGAUGCAGGUGCUCUUGGCGGAACUGCAAUUUAUGAAUAGUCAGUCCAGGCCUUGGGUGCUGGACUGACGCAUUUUUUGCGGGAGGGCAGAACGCCACGAUGCUCUGCGAGAAACCCCUCACAUGCGUCCCCACACGCAGAGAACUAGCAAUUUGUUUGCAAAGACAACGACAACGACAACAAUGUUCAUAGUGAUCUGUUUAAAACUUCAGCAAGGUUAGAAAUUGUUUUUCUCGUGAUAAUUACAACAGGUUCUGAUGGCUUCAAACCGUGGAUCAUUGAUGGAAUUGGGUAUUACCCCAAUCGUCACCUCGAGUAUGGUAAUGCAACUGUUAGCGGGAUCUCGAAUCAUCGAUGUCGAUCAGACGCUGAAGGAAGACCGUAACCUCUUCAACGGAGCCCAGAAGCUCUUCGCUUUGCUCAUCACCUUCGGAGAAGCAACGGCGUACAACUCACUAUUUUAGCAGCUAAGUAUGCUACUGAUUUUUAGUAGCUACAAGAACAAGAACGAGGUAGCUGCAAGAACAACGAGGACCACAAAGGACUUCAACAAAUAAUUGUCUAUAGGUUUACGUAGAUUUUUCUUCUUGUUACGUGGUUUUCACCUGGGGAGCAGUCGAGGGAAGAUUUUCAGUAGAAAUCGUUUUGUAAUCAGUCCUCAAAACAAUCAUAAUUGUCUCCUGUCACUUCUUGCUACCCCAACUGGCCAAUCUCAAUCAAUCGAUCGUGAGAAAAACUGCUUGUAAAAAUUCAUCGAACAGCUAUGUGUUGUCCGGUAUGUAUGGAGAUGUGCGAGAGCUCGGUGGAGGCAGCGCGAUUCUCAUCAUUAUUCAGCUUUUCUGGGCUGGUGUUGUUGUCCUGCUGCUAGAUGAGCUGCUCCAGAAGGGAUACGGAUUGGGCGGAGGUAACUGAUAAGUCGAUUGAAGCUCUUUUGUACUUAGAAGAAAAACACGUAGUCGAGUGUUUUGAUGUAGUACCACCAAACUGAAUUCUUGUAGUACCAUAAGGACAACCACUUUCAUUUAUCUACCUGUAAGUUGAUGUGCAUUAUUUGUGUGCAUCUCACAAGUGUAGAACUGGAUUCCCUAUUCAUGAAAUUUUUUCAGGUAUUUCGCUCUUCAUCGCGACAAAUAUCUGCGAAGCUAUUGUGUGGAAGACCUUCUCGCCGACAACUAUCAACACUGGAAAGGGAACCGAAUUCGAAGGUACUUUUUUUUCAUCACCAUGCUUGUGGCUGCGUGUAGUGUCGGAGCUCUCUUUUUAGCGUCAGUAUCUACACGAAGUUGAGAUUUUUGCACCUUGCUUUCCCGAUAAUAGUGACUUCCAAUAUGAAUUACAACCUCCUCCAGGUGCCGUGGUCGCUCUCUUUCAUCUGGUCUUUUCGAGACAGGACAAGCUGCAAGCAGUAAAAGAAGCGUUUUACAGGCAGUCAGCACCGAAUUUGACAAAUGUCUUCGCGACAAUCCUGGUCUUCCUCAUCGUCAUCUACUUCCAGGGUACUUAAUAUUUUUCUGCUUGUGUUAAUGUUUCAGCUGAAGUUUCUUAGGUUGCUCAAGCUCUUAUCAAAUCAUCAACAAUUGCAACUCACUUUCAGCAUCACCUGAACGAGCAACAUCACAUAUUGACGUAACAUCUUCUACUCAGGUUUCCGAGUGGAUCUCGCAGUGAAGUACCAAAAAGUUAGGGGACAGCAGGGUAGCUAUCCUAUCAAAUUGUUCUACACGAGCAACAUUCCGAUUAUCCUGCAGACCGCACUUGUCUCCAAUCUCUACUUCUUCUCCCAGCUGCUCUACCGCCGAUGGAAGAGCAACAUGUUGGUAACUUUUCCGUUCAAUGGCUCGUAGAAAUUGCUUAAUGUAGUUGAUGAAAGGUAAAGAGAAUGAAAAUGAGAAAUCCACUCGACUUGAGGUAGAAGUUUUCGUUUCUUCGCUUUUGUUGAUUAGAAGAUUAUCAAGAUUAGAAAACAAACAAACAAACAAGAUUAUCUUCAAACAAAGAACACUCUCAACAAGAAUAUCUUUUCAGGUCAACCUCCUCGGACAAUGGCAAGACCUGGACUACGGAGGUCAGAGCAUCCCAGUCGGUGGCCUCGCCUACUACAUCUCGCCGCCGAACAGCUUCAGCGAUAUUUGGGUACUACAUGAUUUAAAUUUGGAUGUCUAGCUGUUUUUUUUCUCGUCUCCAAUAGAAAUUUUUCGAAUGCAAAUUUCUCGUACCAUAGAAUCGCAGAUAUAGUAGAAGCUAAUUUAACCUAGGUCGUUAUGGUUGACAAUCCAUCUGUUGCCGACUUGUUCAAUGCCAAUCAGGUUAUUUGGCCAUCAGACUUGUUCGAUGAGUUUCAUAAGCUAGGCAACAUCUUGACUAGAGUGCUGUUGCGAGCGUUAGCUAGUUAGUUAGUAGAUGAGAAUACCAGCAGAUGCAUGCUAUUACUCAAGUAUUACGUUAGUUAGUCGAGUGCAUGCUAUGACUCAAGUACAACACCUUAUUCUUACUCAUCGUCUUGUGUGUGUGGUGUAUUCGUCACCUGUAUCGUAUUCAAGCUCUCAAUUCUUCGCCUAAAAAGCAUAUUGACAUCGUUCUCCAUUCGAUCCAGGUUGACCCGAUCCACGCUUUGUUCUACAUUUCUUUUGUGCUUUCGAGUUGCGCUUUGUUCUCCAAGACCUGGAUUGAGAUCAGCGGAAGCAGUCCUCGGGACGUCGCAAAGCAGCUCCGAGAUCAGCAGCUGUUGUUCAAGGGAUACCGGGAAACCUCAUUGUUGUCCGUCUUGAACCAGUACAUUCCGACCGCGGCUGCUUUCGGUGGUAUGUGCAUUGGUAUGCUGACCGUUGUCGCGGACUUCUUGGGAGCGAUCGGCAGUGGAACUGGAAUCCUGUUGGCGGUCACGAUCGUCUACCAGUACUUCGAAAUGGUCUACAAGGAGAAGGAACAGGGCAACUUGUUGUUCUAGAUCGAGGUCUAGAAGUACUAGUACCGAACUUCUGAAGAGCAGGUGGCUUGGAGGAAGACGAGGUGGAGAACGAGGUGGAAAUAAUAAGCAGGAGGCGAAAAAAAUAGACAUAAUCAGGAAGAGAUCGUGAGGUGGAGAAGCAAGCCAACUACUGCUUAUUUUGACAAGAAACCCUGUCCGACCAGCUCUCACGACUACUUCACUGCAGAAAUGCUUCAUGCCCACAUGACACCUGCGGAAAAGUAAGUAGCACCAUCAAUGGACCUGCAGCACCAAAGAGUACAACCUUCAGGAAACUAGGAAGAAUUAGACUGGCGUGCGGCCUUUUCAGGGACGAGGAAGGAUUUCGUGUCAAACUAGGCGGGCGUUCAGGCUUGACUGUGUGUACGUGUAGAGAUGUUUGGCAUGAUGGGAAUUCGUGUCUGCCGUUUCUCGUGGUUCUACUACUCUCCUUUCACGUACACUCUUCAGGGUGUGCCUACGAGGAGCGUGGUAGGACUCGGGUCCACAACAUAGUAGUCAUGUGUGAAACAUCGAUAUCACAGGCACACAUAAGUUGUCACAGUGUCUAGAAUAGUAAAAGAAGCAUAGUAGAUUCGACUAAGAGCGCAAAUCUAUAAUCUAUCAAAUCAACUACACAAACACUUGGUUCAAUCAUCAAAUCAGCUAUAGCAUUACUCAACGGUUCUAUGAAAAUUUCUAUUCUAUCCAACUUCUCACGCAUCGGUGAGAAACUUGAUUGUAUUGUAUUCUACUUGUCAUGAAUCUUCAAAUCAUCUCAAUAACGUCAUAAUCAUCUAGAAGGUCGCUAGCAGCUACAACUCCUCACAUCAUAUUUGUUAGCAGGUAGAUUGAUGAUUUUUAUACGGGCAUAGAAGUAUGAACAUCAUUCAUAACAUUCAUGUGUGUUCCUGGCGUUAUCGGCCUUCAAGGGUCAUGUGGUUGAGAAAUUAUAGUACCCAAAAAAGUGAGGCUGCUCGUCUUUCACUACCCACCAGACCACGCUUUGCUGGCGUCGAUCGUGCUGCUCUGUGUGUAUGAGCAGGAAACUACACAAAUCGCAUGAAAUGAAUGCUAUGUCGAAGUAGCUACUACAACAGGUGUGACGUCACUACAUGAAGACUCGCUGCAGAGGAACGCUGCAGAGUGAACCAUAUUGAUAUUUGAGUUGACGAAGAAGAGGCUAGUAUUGAUAAAAAAAAGGUUCAGACAGAGAUUUGGUGUGUUGUAAAUCGACAGAAGAUCCCAGAGGACAUACUGGGUCAAGAAACGGACUUUUGAUUGGCCGACUAGAUCGAUAAAUAGUUGCCUUGUCUUAAAAAAGUUGGCUAGGUCUAGGUCUAGAAGCACGUUGUCGUUGGAAAAAGCUGUUAUAAGAUGUGACUAUUCUAAGAAAGGUUAUCUAGAGGUGACAACACGCAAGAAUUGGCGAAUGUGACACAGACACUUUCAUUCAUGUUGCCGUAUGAUGAGACCUACAGUGAUUGACGGCAACAGCAUCGAUGCCAGUAUUGUAUGCUGACAUCAUGAGAUGACCCCUACCAAACGGACCCAGAUGAAAAGGACCCUCUUUUUAAUGUCGCCGCGGUGCUGUCGCCGUCGGUGAAGACGUGGCGGCUUGUUAGUGAAAUCGAAAUGGAUUUUAUUGACGUACGUACUCGAAUCAAGCAUGCUGAAACUGUGCUCGUGACGACGCAU